Molecule: messenger RNA, 10035 nt
Organism: Lagopus muta (rock ptarmigan)
Lineage: Eukaryota; Metazoa; Chordata; Aves; Galliformes; Phasianidae
Gene: KCNG1
Product: potassium voltage-gated channel modifier subfamily G member 1
Exons: 5
Coding region: 3333-4868 (511 amino acids)
Biological process (GO): protein homooligomerization; potassium ion transmembrane transport; regulation of delayed rectifier potassium channel activity
Cellular component (GO): membrane; voltage-gated potassium channel complex
Molecular function (GO): delayed rectifier potassium channel activity
Source: RefSeq, a predicted model, not a curated record
CGUGCCGCGGUGCCGCUGCCGGCUGUCGGGGCGCUCCGCGGUGCUCCGGGAGCCCUUCCCGGCCCUCGGCCCCUCUCGCCGGGUCCUGAGGCUGCGCGUGGAGGCUUGCGCUUCAGAGUCCUUCUUCCCUGACUGAUCUGAAGGUUGUCAUACGACGCCCUGAAUCAGAGCACGGACCAGGUCGCAAAGAGCAGCAUGCAGAUAAGAGAAUCUCUUCAGCAGAUUCUGUGCUUUUCAGGCUGAUUUUGUGCUGUAUGUUGAUUCUUGUAAGCGUUACUUUGAUGCAGCUCACUUAGCAGAGUUGAAGAUCUGUUGUUACUUUGUGCUGAGCUGCAGGAGCGUGGCACGAAGUUUUCAGAGGAGCAUCCUGACAGUGAUACAGGAUGGAAGUCGUGUGCCAGAAGAGAGCUGAGUUUAAGACUGCUUGGAAAUAUUGCCUGCUUUAACCAGGGAAAAGAAACGGAGUGCCAGAUCACUGAACGGCAAAGCUGCUUCUUACAGAGUCACUGUAUUCACUCUGCUCUGAAAUCUGAAACUUUUUUUUAAACUAAAUUAGAAAUGGUAAAAAGCAGUAGAGAUAAGUCCUAGGCACUGGAAUGGACCGAAGAGUCUGAGGGAGAGUUAUGUAUGCUUGCCAUCACCCAGGCACAACUUUGAAUUGUCUGCAUCGCGGAGCAGUGUCAGGUCCUUGCAGGAGCUCUGGUUACAUCAGAGAUGCACUGCAGAAUUCAAAAUGCUGCAGAGGACACAGGAGAGGGAGAGAACAGAACUUGAGGUGGAAUUCUAGGAUGUUACUUAUGAUUUCUAUUUCCUUACUUCAGAAGAGCAUCUUUAAUAAUUCUUUCCUCGCUGUCUAGGAGUCUGGCACCCUUCCUGACUUUCUGCUGAAAGAGAGGGCAUCAUCCAAUUUUUUCACCAGACAUAAUGGAUAAGAAUAUCAUCUUGAGCGAGAGAGAUUUUUGAGAAGAUGUUACAUCUUGAUUCACACACCCCGCUCCAUUUCAGUCACCAGGAGCCCUUGCUGGGGGCAGUUCUGGAAGUCAGAACUGUGAUUGGGGUUGUGUGACGUGGUAAGAGUCAGCUCUUGCCCCACUGAGCUGUAAAUAAAGUACAGCAGAAGGAAAGAAGCUCAGAGAAGUGAUUUAUCCAGGAGGAGCAUGUCUGAUAGGCGAGGCAGCUGGAAGGAAGAGCUGGGAUUCACAAACUCCCAAGCAUUCAGAAGGUGGAAUGCUAUCUCAGGAGGCAGGGCUGUAUCUCCGGGCCCUGCUUUACCAAAGCAGUUUUAUCUAAAGAUUUUACUAUUGUAGCACAACCUUGAAGUUCCUUGUUUAAUUGUUAAUGUUGGGAAAAUUGUCACUAUAGGGUAAUGUGUUUUUCUGACCUUAUAUUAGUGUGUUGUCUUUAAUUCUCAAUGUAUCUCCUACAGCUAACCCAAAGUCAUCAGCCUGCAGAAUAUGAAUAAGGCAGUUUGAGCAUUUUUCAAGCUCAUAAGCAAAAAAAAAAAAAAAAAAAAAAAACAAACACACACAAAGAAAACAACAACAGAAAAAAACCACAACCCUUUCAAGUGUCAGAUCUGUCUCUUCUUAAAGGAGCGCUGAUCAUCAUCACAUAGAAGUGCCUUCGGAAGGAAGACAAGAAGCAUACAAAGAAAUGUGUGGCUUUAUUUAUCUCUGUGAUCCCUUUAAUCAGACCAUAUAUGGGCUCUUAUUUCCUUCUUCUCUCUUAGGUAUAAAGCUUGGUGUCUUGGAGGUAAAAGAACCACAUAAAUAACACAGGUGCAGCAUCAAAUACUGUAGCUGCCUGCGUGGCUUCUGGGGGCUUCCAGUUCUGGUCAUGAAAGGAGGAGGAGCCACCUCCUAUAACAGCAGUCAUUCAGUGCCUUGCACAGGGGAUUAAUUAGCCCAGUUUAUUGUCUCAUGCACGUCAAGAAGCUGGAAGCAAAGAAAGAAGUAAUUUUUUCCUUGCUCUGUUGUUUCACAGUUGAUGCCUCAGGGUUGCAGUGUGUGACUGACAUGCACGAACAUUUACAUCUCUCUCUGCCCAUUUCUUCCCAUUGUGUCAACAAUGGAUGUGGUAGGAAAUCAAACCACUCACAGAGAUGCGCUGCCUCUUCGUUUUUCCUGGCUGAGAUUCAGAGGACAAGUUGCUGCUAACCAAUAUCAUCUGGUAUUACAGAAGGGAAACCUGUUAACUUAGCUCUCAUUUACCCACAGUCUUCCAUUAAUCAUAAUCUUAAUUCUCUUGAGGCAAGCCCUGCGUAGACAUAGCUGAGGCAGAGGGAACAAACCUUGUUCCUAAACAAGAUGGCUGUCUCUCUUGAGGAGAAGGCUAUGUCAGGUAGUCCCAUUUUUCCCGCAUCAAACCUAUGGCCUGAACUCCUGGCGGCAUUCCUUCUACAGAUGGGAUCCUGGCAGUGCUUUGGUAGGAAACAGCUCUUAGGCCAUUAGGAGAGCUUCGUGUGAUGGGACAGCAUCAGGGUAAUUACCAGGCCAGCUGUUCCCUUCUCCCACUGUUCAGCGGGUGCUGCCUGAGCCUGCUGCCGUUCCUCUCAGAUCCGUUCGCUGAUCACAGUGCUGCAGCUUUUCCAGGGGGCAGUGGGCACAGUGCCACAGUAUGCUGUGAUGCUCACUGAUAAUCCCAGCAUUGGCCAGGAUUUCCUACAGUAUCACUUUUUAAUAUAGUUAUGGUUCAUGUUAACGUUUGUUUAGAAAGCAGGGCUUGCAGGUCAGCAGGCCUUUGCUUGGCCUUUUUUUGAGGCUAGAUGCAAGCUGCCAUUGAUGGGAAAAUUAUUUGAGUGCAGCCUGUGGGGUUUCGUCAGUUCUGCACUCUCCCAAAGGAGUUUUAGGAUUGCCCAUUCCCUGCCAUGGGGAUUAUUUCCAGACCCAUAACUCUGAAGCAAAGGCAGAGCUACUCAGCACAAGCACAGGUAGGAGGCACCGAAGCCAAGCAUGGUUUAGGUUUUUGCACAGAGCGUGGUAACUCUCCAAAGAGCUGUUCUGGAAUCACCAGCUAUAGACUUACAGACGCUUUGGGGCAGUGACAGAGCCAACCCCUUUGCUUACCUCAGGCCAGGAAAUGUUCCACAGCUCUCGGGAGGUCUGAAUCACACUGUGCCCUUUCUUGCAUCGUCCCGUUGGCUUUGUCCUCCCACAGUCCCACCACAGGCCUUAGAGGUAUGUAACACCACUGAUGUGAGUUAUGAUCCUCAGCUUCUGAGAACAGUUCUGUGUUUAAGGAAGUUGCUCUAGCAGGGAUAUACAGCCCCAGAGGGCAAAACAAAGAGGAGAGGACACAACGAAUAGCAAAGGGAUGUGAAGUUAUCUUCCAAGAUGACUCUUCUACCUGGAGAAAAUUCUGAUUAUGACUAUAGUGCCCUCAGCUGUGCUUCAGAUGCUUCCUUCAACCACGCAUUCUUCCCCGAAACAGAAAGCCUCAAGGGCGUCUUCUACCAAAGAGCCAAGCUAAUUCACCCUGAAGAGGAUCUCCUGAAAGGCUUUCACCCUGACGACCGGAAGCAUCAUAUCAUCAUAAAUGUGGGGGGCAUUAAGUAUUUGCUCCCGUGGACCACGCUUGAUGAAUUCCCAUUGACACGCUUGGGACAACUAAAAUUCUGCAACAAUUUUGAUGACAUCCUAAACAUCUGUGAUGAUUACGAUGUGACGUGCAAUGAGUUCUUUUUUGACCGCAACCCAGGAGCGUUCAGGACAAUCCUGACCUUUUUGAGGGUUGGAAAGCUUCGGCUCCUGCGUGAGAUGUGUGCGCUGUCUUUUCAAGAAGAGCUGCUCUAUUGGGGAAUUGAGGAAGACAACUUGGAUUGGUGCUGUAAGAGGAGGUAUCUGCAAAAAAUGGAGGAGUUUACAGAAAUAAAUGAACGGGAGGAUGACCUUAUAGAAAAUGAAACAACAGGUGAAACAGUAGAGGAAACAAAAGUUGGCUUGUGCAUGAAAAAGUUGCAGGACAUGGUAGAACGACCCCAGUCUGGCCUCCCUGGGAAGGUGUUUGCUUGUUUGUCUGUUUUAUUUGUAACUAUUACAGCAGUGAAUUUGUCCAUCAGCACCAUGCCUGACCUGAGGGAGGAGGAGGAUAAGGGUGAGUGUUCCCAGAUGUGCUACAAUAUUUUCAUUGUGGAGUCUGUCUGUGUGGCGUGGUUUUCACUGGAGUUCCUGCUGAGAUUCAUCCAGGCAAAGAGCAAGUUUGCAUUUUUGAGGAGGCCGUUAACUCUGAUCGACAUAAUAGCUAUUUUGCCGUAUUACAUCACCUUGCUGGUAGACACCACUUCGGUGGGCUACAAGAAGCCCAGCUCUGGGAGCAUCUACCUGGACAAAGUCGGUCUGGUCCUCCGAAUACUCCGUGCCUUGAGGAUUCUGUACGUCAUGCGGCUGGCCAGGCACUCCCUGGGGCUGCAGACGCUGGGGCUGACCGCCCGCCGGUGCACCCGGGAGUUCGGGCUCCUGCUGCUCUUCCUCUGCGUGGCCAUCGCACUGUUUGCACCGCUCCUGUACGUCAUUGAGAAUGAGAUGGCGGACUCACAGGAGUUCACCAGCAUCCCCGCGUGCUACUGGUGGGCUGUCAUCACCAUGACCACGGUAGGCUACGGAGAUAUGGUUCCCAGGAGCAUUCCCGGCCAAGUGGUGGCGCUGAGCAGCAUCCUGAGCGGCAUCCUCCUCAUGGCUUUCCCAGUCACUUCCAUCUUCCACACGUUCUCGCGCUCCUACAUUGAGCUGAAGCAGGAACAGGAAAGAAUCAUGUACAGGAGGGCACAGUUCUUAUUAAAAACAAAGUCUCAGAUAAGCAAUGCAUCACAAGGGAGUGAUAUUUUGUUCCCAAGUAUCUCUACUGACAACAGGGCAAUGAGUGACAUUUAAGUUACUGUUUUUCCUCAUGUUCAAUAACGUUUUGUUAUAUCAGAUUCCAUCUUUUACUUUGCUUUGGAAGCAUUUUACAGAGGUUACCCUCAUUUUGAAAGGAGGAAAAGGGGCUGUUAACCAGGAACUGAUGUGGUUUAAGAAGUCUCCAAUUAUGUUGUUUCUUCCCCCCAACCUUCCCAGUGUUACGCUCAGGAGAGGGCUUUCGCAGAGAUCACACAGUGGGUUUUUAGGGUUGAGAAGUUCUCUGACAAAAAUAACGUAUCAUUCUGUACUCAAGAGGAUGUUUUGUCUUUUGUACUGCACAUUUUUUCCAACUGAAUCACAAUGUAUAUAAUCAUUAAGCAGGCUGUCAUUUUUCUUGUAUAUAAAUAAUGUAAAUACAACAAAAUUAAUGGCUAAAUUCUCUCCCAGUAAAAUGCCUUAGAGCAUGAUCGAAAUAACCGCAGAGGUUUGUCCCACUGUGCUCUUAAGGAACAUAAAGUCAGAUUCGUCAUUCACAACAGCAGCCGUACAUUUCUUUGUAAGUCAGCCCUAAACAUGCCAGGAACAAAAAAAGAGCCGAGCUGUUUGUAUCAUAACCUCACUGAAGAUGCAGAUACUUAGAGCUCAUCAGCUCCAAAAUUUAAAUGAAGUUACAGUAUUGAUCCUGUGUCAUUGAAUGCAGGAUUCCAAGGAACAGUCUUUUGAGUUCUGUAGCGUUUAAUAUUAUCAAGGGGACACUAGCUGCAAAUGAAAUGAAAUAUGCAUGGUAAGAUGCCAGUCGUUCCCUACCAUCUGUUUCCAUGUUUUUACUUUACCUCAGAUAUGAAACAGAAUUAAGGGAGGCCUGUUUCCAGGGAACACCCUACCGUUGCUUGUCGAAUCAAUAUUGCAGCUACCCAUUCACAUUCAGCAUUGGGUUCUUUAGAGGGAGCAGAAAAUAUGUGGUCGUGGGAAGUUGCCAUUGAUGACAAAAAAAAGAAGAAAAUAUCAUUUGAGUCAUGGAGCGGGGGGUGCUGACAGCUUUAUCCUUUCCUGUCCUCAAUCCUGAGGGACUUAAGAGUUGAUUAACUAUACCUUUACCAGCAUUAAAGACAUCAUAGUAAUGGAGAAAACUUUGAAUAGGCUAUGGAAAUGCAGUUAAGGCCCUAAAGGACAACUGUAUGAUAUUUCUCCACACAGGUUCCCCACUGACAACUGGGGCAGUACCUGGGUCAGGGAGGAGCUCAGGUUUGGCACCUGCCCCUGUGCAGAGAAGUGCCAGGCCUCCCCUUUGUUGUGGAGGGAAUGAGACUGGUUUGCAGAACAACGCAGGAGAUGAACUCCAGAACUUAAAAAAAAAAAGGUAUGAAAUCCACGUUUGACUUCGUGUGUGCUCAGACCUAAAGAAGACAUAAACUCAUGAAUUACACUUUUUUUCCCCCCCAUUAACUGUUAGGAGGUAGGGAGAUUUGAAAGUUCCCAUCACAUUUACUAAUGCUUCUCUAUGCCAGUUUGCAGAAGCCCAUUGCUUACUGGCUUGGUUGAUGGGAGUGCCAGCAUGUAUGAUGGUUUGCUGUAUUUGAUGAGAGCCAAAAAACAUAGAAUUUGUUCCUCAGCCCAAGCUGGUUGGUCAAGCACUCCUUACACUGUUUUUUUUUUCAAGUAUCUUAAAUAAAAUUUGAAGGUGUUUUGCUACACUUAUUUUUAAGGAAUAAUUCCCAAACUUUAAAAAGUGCACUUUACAAAUAAUUAGGGCUCUAAAAAUCUGCUGCUGUAGAAAAAUGUGCCUAUGGAGCAUUCCUACAGAGAGCUAACACACCCAGCAUAAACUCUUGGCAAUUAAUUAUGUGCCAGAGCUAAGAACAUAACCAGCUUUUCACUCUUGUUCAGCUUUAAUUAGAGUUGGAUAAAAAACAGGAACAUCGUGACAAAAAAGGGACACAUUUUCCAUCCAAAAUACUCUUAAUUUCAAAAAUGUUUGAUCAUCUGUAGCAUUGGCUACAAUACAAGUGCUGUAUAUCCUUCUCCUUUUGUGUCAGCAUUCAUUACAGAAAGAAGUGGUAAUUAGACUGGUCCUGUGAGCAACAGUUGCCUAUCUCAGACUGUGUGUGACAGGCCGAGCUGUACGUUUGGAAGUGAGAAGGGAGAAAUCGAGACUCAUCAAAUAAAACCUAAGCUUAUUUCCCUUUUCUUCUAGCUAACAAGUCCAUCCAUUUUUUCAGCGUCUCUACAUUGAGCUCAUGGUCAUUUAUUUCAUGUGUCACUUUAUUUUAAUCCCAGAAUUAUAACUCGAUUCUCAAGUCCUUGUCCAGAAAAAGAGAGAUCGCCCUGAAGCUGGGUGUUGGUAGAGCAAACCUGUGACAGCAUCCCUCCUGCUGGGAGCUCUGCCUGAGCCGGGAACAAAUCAGCCUGGCAGGAUGAACCCUUCUAUAAUUUUGUACUUGGCAGCACAUCACUUGUAAGUGCAUCAACAUGUCUCACUAUGAAUCACUGUAACAAACUUGCUUCUGUUUUACACAAGGUAACGCAUGCUGUAGUCCAUAUGCUAAAUAAAUCCAGAUACACGUCUUAAGAGCACAACAUUAGUAUGAAACCCACAUGCUGCGUUCUGGCUUUUACUGUGAAGGCGGAACAUUUAAGGUGAUUAUGACUCUUUAGAGUACAUUAUCUGAGAUUUUAGUCAAAUUCGUGAAAAUUAUGGAUCGAUUCAAAAGCUGACUGUUUCCAGUGACACAGCUGACAGCUACCAAGUCAGCUAUCACUCCUCUUUUGCAUUUUAACAGCAUGUGCAGUCAACAAGAAAGUUCCAAUAAAAACACUUCGUGCUUUUAUGAAGUCAAAAGAACGUUAGAAUUCCCACUGACAGAGUGGUGCAUGUCUCCAAUAGAGAUCGGCUUGCAUUGCUAUUUGUAUUAACCUGCGUAUACUGCAGAAGUACAGACAGUACAAAUUCAACAGCAAUAGCUGUAUUAAUUUCAAGUAAUAAAUUGUUAGGCUCUCCUUUCCUUUCCUUUCCACGUGCUUCUUAAGGAGUGGAAGGAGUGUCACAAGUGCUAUAGGCAGGCACCACCACCUGCAGGAGGUGAGAAGUGAGCAGCAGCCGAGGGAGGGUUUGGGCAACGAGCAUCACCAGGUAAAGCACACUGGCUUCAGAAAAUUUAAAGCAUUUAUUAGGAAAUAAAAUCACCUGAGUAUAGAAAAAGCUGGGCAACCCUUAAAUGAGGGCUGAUGAGGGGUGGAUCCUGGCUCCAGUCCUUCCAUCACUCAGUACAUUGCAUGCAGCCAAGCUCCCUGGGCUGGCCCUGCCUUCCCACCAGGUGCUGCUUCAGGCCGUGACUCAGCAUUUCUGCUACAGUGCUUUGGAGCAUUGCACUUCUGUGACAGGUGGGGGUUUAGGGAAACUUCCCGUUAGUAGAUACGUGGGACUUGUCUCCAUUUGCUCCUUUUUAUUAUUUCACUGCAAUUCAGAACUGACUUCCAUACUCAGUGGUCUUAGUGGUGUCAUUGAAGAGUCAUAGGCUUUAGCAAGUCUGAUUAAGCAACAACAGUUAUGCAGAACUGAAUCAAGAGUUUGCAUGUUAUCAAGAUACACGUCUGGGAAGGAAAAGCAGCGUGCUGUAUACAUUCAUGACUUGUUUGGGUAGAACUUAACUGUGCACAAAUGGCUGAUACAAAAGCGAAACAAGUUUUGCUGCAGAAGGUUCUCAUUCUUAGCGCUGCAGCUCUCUGUGCGACUGUAACCAGAGUUCGUGGGAGUCUCUUAGUGGACAAAAGCUCACCCUUCAGUUUUCCUCCUUCGCACUGUAGACAGACUGAGCCAAAAUUUGUGUUAGGCCCUUCCCAAAGUGCCUGAAGUCAUGGCCUCAUUGCCUGAAGCCCUAGAUCACCAUUGGCAGAUUUGAAAUCUUCCCAAUUUUUAUUUUUUAAAUAAUUUUUUUUAGAAUGAGGCAGGUUCCUAAUUCAGGUGUCUCAUUUGAAGGUCAGUGUUAGGUCAGAUGAACUGGAGCUGCAUCCUUCAAAUGCAGAGAACCGCCAAUGCCCACCAGCACCAACUCUGUAUUACUUAUCCUUCCCACACCUCGUUCUUGACACGUGGCUAUCAGGGAACAAGGAGUAGUACACAGAGCCUGGUCAAAGAGGUCACCUUGGGCUGUCCAGGAGCAGUGUGAACCAGUGUCAGUGGCGAGCAGAGCGGUUCUUGGCAGUUCGUGCCUAAAAUAGGCAGUUCUUCCCUACAAUAGUUCUGUUCCCCACAGUUACUGACUUUUUUUCCUUUUGGCUUAGUUAAGAAAAAAAGACUUGUAAGUUAAAGCAAGAGGAAAGGAGCAGACCCUUCUUGCAAGAAAGCUGUAAGACUUCACAUUCUUCCCUUAGAUCCACAACAGACUGAAAACUGGACUGGAUACCCACAGUCCUACAGAUGUAACUGACUGUGUUUAAUCGGAAAUUAAAUGAAAAAGUGACAAAUCUGACUCUGAAAACUGGGAGUCUUGUAGUCUCUGCUCAUGCAUCAUUCAGUAGUAUAUAUCCCAAUUUUCUUUGUGUUAACAGUUGCUAUUUCUUCCUUGUGCAAGAUUUAACAGGAAUUUAGUAUUUAUUUAUCCAAAAGAUGAGAAGUGUACCAAAAAUACAGAAAUAAAGCCCAGAGUGCAAUGCCUUCUGAACUGGUGGAACGGUAGCAUCCCCUGGGCCAUCUAGAGAGCAGGACUGCAACCUGCAGAAAGCAGGCAGAACUGAAGGCAUGGGCUAGAUUUCACAACAGGGGAUGAGCAUCACUCCCAACAACAAAAAUACACUCCAAAGGUUCUAUUACUAGCCCAGAAAAAUGCUUAACUCGAGAUUUACCCACUCACUUACCACUUCCUCUGUGAUAUUUUAAUAAGUCAAAUUCAGUAUUUCUAAUGAUCUCAGUGUUGCUAACAUAGAAAUGAUUAUUUAAAGGACUGGAAAGUGGAGAUCAGUUCAGAUCCCAAGUGCCACUCCAGUGAGGCACUUAGCUCUGUGUGCGUUCUGUCUCAUCUCGUGACAUUAGAGUGUAAGUCCUCAGGACAGCGUUCCUCGUUUGGGAUCAGUCAGCAGGACUGUGUAAAAGCACACACCUCAAAUAAAGAUAAAUUCACACCCCACAAAUGAAGGAGAUCAUUGCCUGCACUGCACCGACAAACUUAAAAUGGUCAGUUUGGCUUAAUAAUUAUUAACAAUA